Molecule: messenger RNA, 2421 nt
Organism: Macrosteles quadrilineatus (aster leafhopper)
Lineage: Eukaryota; Metazoa; Arthropoda; Insecta; Hemiptera; Cicadellidae
Product: cell death abnormality protein 1-like
Exons: 7
Coding region: 20-1096 (358 amino acids)
Source: RefSeq, a predicted model, not a curated record
CCCCGGCUCAGUAGGCUACAUGAUGGCAAUGGCUUCUCUCCUGACUACAUGUGUACUGGCAGUUGUCUUGCUCUCUCUCCAAGCGGCCGCCCAGCUAGGGGACGUUGCUGCACCGGAGAGUAACUCAACAACAUCAGAACCAACAGUAAAUGUAACAAAAACAUCACAAGAACUGCCCCCUGCUGGACUACCAGAGAUUGUUGUUGAUCCUGUAGACGUAGUGUCUACUGCUCCUGUGGCUUUGCCGCUGCCUGAUGACAAUCCUCAGACAGGAGCCAAGCAGAUGGAGGAUGGAGGUGUGGUGCAAGUCAUUGAUCCCGAUAGAAUCUCCAUAAAAGUUGUGGGCUCUAAUUGUACAGACUCUUCAGACUGUCUCAUAAUCAACAACUCAAAUUGUAUCAAUGGCCGCUGUGACUGCAUUUCUGGAUUCAUUCAAUCCAAACACAGUCUUGAAAAAUGCAUCAAAGUGCCCUCUGGACUAGACGACAGUUGUGAAGAAGAUGUACAAUGUUCGUACGUUGUGGUGGCAAGUGAGUGCAGAGGAGGAGUGUGCUCUUGUCCUCCCAACUACGUGUUUGAACAAGCCCACUGCUGGGAGAGACAAUUGUUAGGUGGGACGUGCAACACUUCUGCGCAGUGUGACAAUGUAGCAAUGUCUCUCUGUGCUCAAGGCGUGUGUGCGUGUCAACCUCCUCUUAUACCUAACCCUAGCAGUGACAAAUGUCUACAGGUUGCAGGUAGAGAUUACAGAGCUUCAUGUGAGGAAGACAUCCAGUGUACCUCGUCCUACGGAGAUGAGGCUCACUGCAGCAACAGCCAGUGUGUCUGCUCCAGCAACUACCACUACAACAGCUCAGUGUGCGUGCCAGACAAAAAGUUGGGAGAGGAGUGUUUAAGUGAUGAGGACUGCACAGUUUCUGAUGUGAUCCACGUAGAGGGAUCUAGGGCUUGCAUCGACCAAGUCUGUGGAUGUGCUGAAGGUUUUACUUCCCUACCUGGGGAAGAAGUCUGUAUGGAAAAAUCCUCUGGAGAAGAAUUGGCAGUAUCAUUCAUAUGGCUCGCCUGCAUUGUUGUUGCUAAGUACUAUCUGCCAUAGUCUAUUAACUUGUUGCUAAAGAUCUUCAAUAUUUUUACCUUUAUCACCUCCAUCUAAAUUGACCUUGUAAGUGAUUAAGAGACAUUGAAUACGGUUUGUACUGUUGAAAAAUUUUAAAAACUGUUUUUGAUUAAAAAAUUAUGUAAAUACAACAAUUAUGUAUUGACCAGCUUAUAAAUUAAACAGAUAUUUCAGUUUAAAUAUUCUAGAAUCAUUUGGACUGUGAAAUAACCAAGUAAUCAGAAUGGUGGUUUCGAUCACUGUUAGUGGACAAAAGACAAAAGAAAAAACUUAUUGAAAUGAAAAUUUCCCUAAAUUUAAAUAGUUUUUCCUUCCAAGUUUGUAUAGAUUUAGUGUUUAAAAAUUAAUAUUUUUUAGCCACUUUUAAUUUAAGAAAUUCAAUCAAAAAUACAUAGAUUGUAGAUUGAAAAUUUUUGCCAGACCAAGUGAUAUGUACCGUAGUUUAAGGACAUAAGAUGCAGUAGAAUCAAUGUUUUCUGGUUCUACUCAUUAUGAUGGACAGCUAUUUCUAUGACCGUUACUUUUGUGUAUAUGUAUAAAUGUUACAUUUUACAGAUAAAAGAAUGUAUCGCUUUAAGUAGCUGCAGAUCAUUACGGUAGCUUAGAUUAUUGUUUUGAAAUAGACUUUGAUUUACUCUUGGAUGAAAAUUCCAAGUUAUUAAUUUUGACAUAAUUAAAAUGUUAUUAAUCUGUAAUCGUUUUGUUAUUGUUGUUUUAGACGUAGAAAUAGAAAGUAUUGAAUUUUCAUUGUGGUAAAAAUUGUAUUUUUUAUCUAAUAUUUUGUGUUGGUUUCAUAUAUUAACUUAUUAGUUUAAUUAUUAAAAAAUACAUAAUCUGUAAACAAUAGAUUUAAAUGCAUUUUUGUGCAUCAUUAAGCCCUGCAGUGAUUUUAUUUCAGUGAUAAAUACGCAUAAGGAAACAUUGCAUCAGGCCAAGUGGUAUCCUUGAAUUUUAAUAUCCAGACAAUACAUGACUUUUACUAAUCUAGAUAAAAACUUAUGAUUGAAUAAAUCAAACUUUUCUAAUUCUUUUCUUGAGCUAGAAUGGCAGUGUCUUUUAAAACUCCUGUUUUCAUGCUUUGAAGUUUUAGAUAUAAAUAAUAACUUAAGUUUGUCAUUAACUUUGACAGCCGUUUACAUACUUCCUGAGUGUACGGAUGUAAACCUUUAGACUACUCUGCAGAAGGGCUAGUGUAAAGCCCUAAUUUUGAAGUAAUUUCUUACAUAUGUUGAUGGUUGUAAUAAUGUUAAGCUUAAACUAGUCAAUGUUGUAUUUGUUUUAAAUAAAUUGUUUGUUUUGGAGAC